GUUAAAGUAGCACUAGCCCCCACUAACACAAGAACUACCCAGAUUCUAGUGGCAUUUCAAGUAAAAACCAACAAAAUCCAACCCUCUCCCUCCAUAGCUUAUAAACCUCGUUACUUGUCUCCCUCUUUCAAUAUCCUAUCCUCUUCAGCUCAGCAAUGGCGUCCGUACUUUGCUUCACUGCCAUUUCUGUCCUCCUCCUUUUCCACCCGUCCCCGACAGCCGCCGCGACCCGGAAGACCUACAUCGUACACAUGAAACACAGCGACAAGCCGUCUUCUUUCGAGACUCACCGGGAUUGGUACUCUGCUCGUCUUCAAUCCGUUUCUGCUGAUUCCGCCUCGCUUCUGUACAGUUAUAGUACGGCCUACCAUGGCUUCGCCGCCGCAUUGGAUGCUGAGGAGGCGGCGGCGCUCCGUCGGGAUGACGGCGUUGUUGGGGUGUACGAGGAUACGGUGUACAGUCUGCAUACGACGCGUACGCCGGAGUUUCUCGGGUUGGAUGCCGGGUUCGGGAACCGGGUCGACCAUAACAUGCAGGUUUUGAACCGGGCGGCUCAGGACGUCGUCAUUGGGGUUCUGGACACCGGGGUUUGGCCGGAAUCGAAGAGUUUUAGCGACGUCGGGAUCCCCGCCGUGCCGUCGAGGUGGCGCGGGAAGUGCGAGUCCGGCCCGGAUUUCGACCCGAAAGUGCACUGUAAUAAGAAGCUGAUCGGAGCUCGGUUUUUUUCCAGAGGGUUUAAGACGGCCACCGGAAUGGUGUGGUCAGGGGAGUCAGAAUCGCCACGCGAUAACGAGGGCCACGGGACCCACACUGCCAGCACCGCAGCGGGGUCUCACGUGACGAACGCGAGCCUUUUCGGUUACGCCGCGGGGGUGGCACGUGGCAUGGCAACUCACGCGCGCGUCGCCACCUAUAAGGUCUGUUGGAGAUCCGGCUGCUUCGGCUCCGACAUUCUCGCCGGAAUUGAACAGGCGAUCCUCGACGGCGUCAAUGUCAUCUCCAUGUCUCUCGGCGGCGGCUCCGUCCCCUACUACCGCGACACAAUCGCAAUCGGAGCGUUCUCCGCUAUGGAGAGAGGAAUCUUCGUUUCGUGUUCCGCCGGGAACAGCGGCCCGAUUAGAUCUUCCGUCGCUAAUGUCGCUCCCUGGAUCAUGACCGUCGGCGCCGGAACAAUCGAUCGCGAUUUCCCGGCGUACGCUACAUUAGGCUCCGGAAAACGAUUCACCGGAGUAUCAUUAUACAGUGGGAGAGGAUUAGGGAAACAGCCAAUCGGACUGGUAUACACUUCCGGCACCGAUAAUUCCGGCAAUCUCUGCCUCCGCGGCUCGCUCGAUCCGAAAUUGGUGAAAGGAAAAGUAGUUUUGUGCGAUCGAGGCUCAAACGCUAGGGUUGAGAAGGGUUUGGUAGUGAAGGAAGCCGGCGGGGUGGGGAUGAUAAUCGCCAACACGGAGGCGAGCGGGGAGGAGCUCGUGGCGGACAGCCACACAUUGCCGACGGUGGCGGUGGGGAUGAAAAUGGGAGACGCGAUAAGGGAGUACGCAAAGACAGCGAAGAACCCCACGGCGGUGCUCAGCUUCGGCGGGACGGUGGUGAACGUAAAGCCGUCGCCGGUAAUAGCGGCGUUCAGUUCAAGAGGGCCCAAUACGGUGACCCCACAGAUUCUAAAGCCCGACGUGAUUGGGCCGGGAGUGAAUAUCUUGGCUUCUUGGUCCAUGGCUACGGGCCCCACCGGGCUUCAGGAGGACACUAGGAGAACUCCAUUCAAUAUCCUCUCUGGAACAUCGAUGUCGUGUCCCCAUAUAAGUGGGCUCGCAGCUUUGCUCAAAGCGGCCCAUCCAAAAUGGAGCCCAAGUGCGAUCAAGUCAGCCCUCAUGACAACAGCCUACACUCUAGAUAGCACUAAUUCUACUUUACGGGACGCCGAGGGCGGUCUGGGUUCCAGCCCAUGGGCCUACGGGUCAGGCCACGUGGACCCGCACAAGGCCCUAAACCCGGGCCUGGUCUACGACAUCUCCAUAACCCAAUACAUAAUGUUCCUCUGCUCCCUGGACUACGACACCGACAACAUCCGAGCCAUCGUGAAACGACCGAACGUGACGUGUCACAAGACGUUCAGGGACCCGGGCCAGCUCAACUACCCGUCGUUCUCGGUCGUGUUCGGAGGGGGGUCGAGAGUUGCGCGGUACACGCGCGUGCUCACCAACGUGGGGGCGGCGGGGUCGGCGUACGAGGUGGCGGUGGAGGUGCCGCCGCAGGUUACGGCGACGGUGAAGCCGACGAGGUUGGAGUUCAAGAAUGUGGGGGAUAGGUUGAGGUACACGGUUACUUUUGUGGCUAAGAAGGGUGUUAAGGCUAAGAAUGCGUUUGGUUCCAUUUCUUGGAAUAGUGGUGAGAAUCGGGUGAAGAGUCCGGUUGCUUUCUCUUGGACAGAUAUAUAUUAGGGUAGCGGUUUGGAUUGUGUUGGGUAAUUGGGCCUUUGAUCUUGUAAGAAUGCAGGCUUGAUUGCAAUGUGUGUGUGUGUUUUUAAUGUAUUUGGGAAAAUAGAUGAAUGCUAAAAUUCUUGUUUUGUUCUUGUGUACAAGUGAAGAGAUGAGAUUGAUUCAAAUGUCAACAACUUUUU
This is a messenger RNA of Ipomoea nil (Japanese morning glory), 2620 nucleotides long. RefSeq names its product subtilisin-like protease SBT1.8. Gene Ontology annotation, biological process: proteolysis. Gene Ontology annotation, molecular function: serine-type endopeptidase activity. The coding region runs from base 156 to 2441 and encodes 761 amino acids. The record is from RefSeq and is a predicted model, not a curated record. The transcript has 2 exons. NCBI's taxonomy places the organism in Eukaryota, Viridiplantae, Streptophyta, Magnoliopsida, Solanales, Convolvulaceae.